GGGAAGCAAUGUCUAAAAAGUCUUAGUCACUGGAGAAAGUCACUGGUUUUUUUGUUUAGUUGAGAGCACGUGGCAGUUUUAUUUCCGCAAUUGAAUAUUAGUUUUUGUUUAAAAAAUUAUCUCAAGUGAUUAAAAUAGCACGUGGAGUAUAAAGGUAUUCGUUACAAAUUUCUAGCGUGGACGAAAUUUAUCGAUUCCACUCUCUAGCAAGGAGCAAAGAGUAGGCAAGACGAUCUGAUUUUCACCGAGUUAAACCAUACGUUGGUUAUUUUUUGGAGUGUCCUUUAAGGUGGUUUUUAUAGAACCGUAAAAACAGGUAUUUGUAUGAGUCAAAAGGUAGAAAAACCAGUCCUAUCGGGUCAGCGCAUAAAGACCAGAAAAAGGGAUGAAAGGGAGAGAUAUGACCCAACUGGCUUUAGAGAUGCAGUAAUUGCUGGACUCGAUAAAUGUGCUAACGAUUUCGAAGCAAUAUCCCGAUAUUUGGAUGGUGCUGGAAACAAACUUGACUAUCGCCGUUAUGGAGAAUCUUUAUUUGACAUUCUCAUUGCCGGCGGCAUUCUUGUACCAGGAGGUACAUUAUCCCAGGAAGGUGAUGGCCCACACAAGACAGAUGCUUGUAUUUUUAACACCAAGGAUGAAAUCAAUAUGGAAGAAAUGAAAAAUUGGGAACAGGUUUUUACAAAGUUAAUGAGGAGGUAUAAGUACCUAGAGAAAAUUUUCCAAGAUGAAAUCAAGAAGAUCUUGAUGUUUGUUAAAUAUUUCAAUGAACCACAACGAAAAAAGUUAUCGGCCAUGUUAGCAUUGUGGAUCUCAAAUGGUAGUGUACCAUUUACAGCCGUCCUUGUAUUAAAUAACUCACAUCUAAUAAAAGAUCAUCUUGCAUUUGAUUUUCUAAUUGAUUUAUUCAAAUAUUGGCGCCAAGAACGAGGCGUCAAUUCACUGCAAACAGCGAUACGUAAAGCUAAUUUGGAGCAGCAUUUAAAUAGCUUCAUACCAGAUACAAAGCAAUCACAAACAUACUUUCGUAAUGCUUUUCAAGACAAUGGACUUGAAGAAAUUCUCAAACUAUAUGAAGAUCAACAUCAGCAGGUAGCCAAAAAAGAGUUGCAAAUCUUAUUGGCUGACAGCUUAGCUGAAAAUAAAUCUAUCCGUGACAUUGUGACUGAGCUGAAAGAGAUUUCUACCCAGAAUGCAAUUCAAGAACAUGAAACUGUGUGCAUUAUUUGGACAACGGUAAUGGACAUACCAGAGUGGUCCAAAAAGGAGGAGUUAGUUACAGAUCAGGCUGUCCGUCAUUUGAAGCAGUACACCACAUUAUUCUCAGCUUUCACUCAGUCAGCUCGAGCCGAACUAAACCUUCUGUUGAAAGUGCAAGAAUAUUGCUACUCGAAUAUGACAUUUAUGCGUGCUUUCCAUAAAAUUAUUAUGUUGUUUUACAAGACGGACGUCAUAUCAGAACAAACUAUACUUAAAUGGUACAGACAAGAUUACAAUGUAAAGGGCAAGAUGAUGUUCCUUGACCAGAUGAAGCAGUUUGUGGAGUGGUUGCAAAACGCUGAAGAGGAGAGCGAUUCCGAUGAAGAAAGUGAAUAAAAAGUAAUCGCCCUAUCGAAACUAGUGCCACCAAGUUGACUCAACCAUGAAGAUAGUAACACUUUUUUCUCCAAUGUAUAUAUCAUUCUAUAACUAUUAUAUAAAUGAUUCAUAAUGUAUAAACAUUAUGGUGCCUUAUUGUGUUGGUGUGUGGUGAAGGCAAGCAAUAAUAUUUGCAGAGAUUAAAUAAAUUACAAAAAUAAGUUCAAUUUUUUAAAAAAAUAUCUACUCCAAACAAGUCUUUAGCUGUUUAAAAAUUUUGAAUAAGUUCAUUUAAGAAACUCCAAAAACAAAUUUCAAAUUAAUUGUUCUACUUUCCACUGUCUUAAAGGCUCAAUAGUACUUUGAAAACUUUAAUUCUUAAUUUAAAUAAUCAAUGAUUUGAAGAUGUAUAAAUCAAAUAAACAAGUAAGAACGGGAGUAUUAAUGAAUAAGCAAGGGUGAUAUAACUUCUCGAUGAUGUUUUAUAUCUUGGUCUAUAUUUAGAGCUUGGUUAAAAAUACAUUUUGCAGUAUUUUAAAAAUAAAAAAAAACUGAUUAGGUUAAUGUAAAAUUAAAUGUACGGCAAACGAUCGAUGGAUUAUAGAUAAAUAAUUAGGGGAUAGAAAUUAAACUUUAUAGAAAUCAAUUUGGUCGUUAGGGAUGCCUAAAUCGACUUGACCUUGAUGUAACGUUAUAAUAGAAACCAUAAUAAAUGCAUCGAAUGGA
Cylas formicarius (sweet potato weevil) is the source of this 2301-nucleotide messenger RNA. It is a transcript of the gene kra, whose product is annotated as protein krasavietz. Gene Ontology annotation, cellular component: membrane; cytoplasm. The transcript has a single exon. The coding region runs from base 325 to 1593 and encodes 422 amino acids. The record is from RefSeq and is a predicted model, not a curated record. NCBI's taxonomy places the organism in Eukaryota, Metazoa, Arthropoda, Insecta, Coleoptera, Brentidae. Gene Ontology annotation, molecular function: protein binding.